Messenger RNA from Cokeromyces recurvatus, 728 nucleotides. RefSeq names its product emp24/gp25L/p24 family/GOLD-domain-containing protein. Gene Ontology annotation, cellular component: endoplasmic reticulum-Golgi intermediate compartment; endoplasmic reticulum; Golgi apparatus. The coding region runs from base 24 to 680 and encodes 218 amino acids. The record is from RefSeq and is a predicted model, not a curated record. Gene Ontology annotation, biological process: protein retention in ER lumen; intracellular protein transport; endoplasmic reticulum to Golgi vesicle-mediated transport. The transcript has 2 exons. Lineage: Eukaryota; Fungi; Mucoromycota; Mucoromycetes; Mucorales; Mucoraceae.
UUUUUUUUAAAAAAAAAAAAAUAAUGUUGUAUCAACAAAGUAGAAUAGUAUUAUUAUUCUUUAUAGUGCUUUUAGUAACAUUAUUUGGACCUAACUCUACUAAUGCUACAGCUUUAACUUAUGAGCUCUCUGCUAAUGAAGAUGCCUGUUUCUAUGUUUGGGCAGAUAAACCAGGCAAAAAAGUCGGGUUUUAUUUUGCUGUUCAACAAGGCGGUGCAUUUGACAUUGAUUAUGAGGUCAAAGAUCCACAAGAUGAUAGCAUUCUUAAAGGAGAACGAGAACGUCAAGGCGAUUUCGUCUUUACUGCUAACCAAGUAGGAGAAUAUUCCUUUUGCUUUUCCAACGAUAUGUCAACCUUUGCCGAGAAACUAGUGGAUUUCGAAAUUAGCGUUGAACAUGAAGUACGCCCAGAAUUUAUUGUGAAGAAAGAUGGAGGUAAUGACCAGCAAUUGACGGAGAUGGAAGAGACCUUGUUUAGGUUAUCAGGUACUCUAACAAAUAUUGCCCGCACACAAAAGUAUUUCAGAACGCGUGAAAAUCGUAAUUCGGCUACUGUUGCUAGUACAGAAAAUAGGAUCUUUUGGUUUGCAUUUUUAGAGAGUUUGGCUAUUGUUUCAAUGGCUUGUUUACAAGUAUUUGUGAUUAAAAGCUUUUUUAAUGUGAAAAAAGGUGGUGUUUAAAUAAAACAAUUCGAGAAGGAGAAAAAAAAAGAAGAAACAAAAAAAAAA